AUGUUGGAGGAUGUAGUUCCGGAUAAGGUCUUGGAUCCAUCAUAUGUUUUACCUGAGUCGCCUUUGAGCUUGACGGGCUUCAGGUCAGACGCAUUCUCCAUUGAUCAACUUUUAGGGGAUCCAUGCUCUUCCAUUAAUGCUCUACCCCUUGCAUAUUCCAUUGGUUAUGUGGAUCCUAGUCCCUCUUGUAUCUCUCCUCUGACUCAUAAAUGCAAACGAUCAUUAACACAUGAUCCGUUUGAACACUUUUUAUGUGAGGUUUCAAGGACUCCUCUCUGUAUGUUGUCCUUAUCAUCUGGCCAUCCCCCUCCUGUUUCUGUUGAGGGCUGUGCUUCAUUUAUUCUCUUUCAAGAAGAGUUGGAUGAGGCUUGCCGAGAUAUUGCUCGUGCCGAGACCAUCAUAUCAACUGUGCUUUGUGUGGAUUUUAAGUUCUUUGACAGGCCGCUAACUUUGCAUGAUCGUUAUCUUUCUAAUGAAGUGAAUUUAAGAGCAGCUAAAGGUAUGAAAUUGGAUGGGGAGGGAAUAUUUUUGAAAGCUGGUGGUAUGCAUGCCGAACUGUCUGUUCGGUAUUGUGUCGCGUCAGAAAAUAUUUUUACGUUAGCGAACCAGCGAUCACUUUUAGAGUCUAAUUAUGAAGCAUGCCUCCGGGAGAAUGAUAUUUAUCGUGCUCAAAUUGCAGCCAAGUGUUUUUGA
Messenger RNA from Lactuca virosa, 693 nucleotides. Lineage: Eukaryota; Viridiplantae; Streptophyta; Magnoliopsida; Asterales; Asteraceae. The record is from the annotation of a GenBank genome assembly.